Molecule: messenger RNA, 3112 nt
Organism: Esox lucius (northern pike)
Lineage: Eukaryota; Metazoa; Chordata; Actinopteri; Esociformes; Esocidae
Gene: pigs
Product: phosphatidylinositol glycan anchor biosynthesis, class S
Exons: 11
Coding region: 20-1699 (559 amino acids)
Biological process (GO): attachment of GPI anchor to protein
Cellular component (GO): GPI-anchor transamidase complex
Source: RefSeq, a predicted model, not a curated record
CCCAGUUGCAUUGAGGGAGAUGGCAACGGUUGAAGUCGAGCGUCAUCGAGGCCGUCUGGCGGCCCUGGCCAUAGCGGCAGUAGUGAUCGCUGUAGGAGUUCCUCUAUGGUGGAAAACUACUGAGACAUACAGAGCCUGGUUACCUGUUGCUCAAAUCAACGAGCUAGCUCAGCUACAGCUCCAGCUGAGUGUGGAGGUUGAGGUGGUGUUCUCUAAAGGAACUCUGACUGCUGAACACCAGAAGAAGAUUCCGCCUUCUAACACACGUCAGGAGGAACACGUUGUGGACGAGACCACCAGGUUGAGGUACAGGUAUGAGACAAGGUACAGAACCGCUACCAUCAUGGAGGAGGACGCCCUGAACCAGUCUACAGCUGCAGAGGCUGACAUCUCCCUCCACAUGCUCAGUGAGAGCCCAAGUGGCUCCGUGGUCAUCUAUGUUGUCCCAGAAUCCUCCACAGUCCUACCGGAGGGUGUGAGUGUGUAUGUGGGCCAGAGGCGGACUGCGUUGUUGCGUGCUGGCGGGCAGAUGAGAGUGGCAGUGGCCCUGAAGGAGGUGUUGGCCAGCCUGGAGACAUGGAUCAAACAGGUGCUUCAGGUGAUGUCUUUCAGCCAUGGUGACAUCACAGCAGCCCUCAGCGACCGCGUGCGUCCAGGCGACAGGAGCAGAGAGGGUCUGGCCGACAGCAUGCGAGCAUUCAAGUCUAGCCCAGGUUAUGAGAUCACCUUCAGUCUGUUGAACCCUGACCCCACCUCUCACCUCCUCCACUGGGAUGUAGAAGCAGCCAUCAGCAGCUACAUCCAGCCUCUCCUCUCCAAGAUGGCCCCUGUGGCCAACUUCAGUAUUGACUCCCAGAUCCUCUACUACGCUGUUCUGGGGGUCAACCCUAGAUAUGACCCCACACUCAACGCAUACACACUCAACGCUGACAGCUUAUCUCAUGUCAUUAACCCAGUGGAGGCCAGACUGGGCUCCAGCGCUGCGUCCUCCAACCCAGUGUUGAAUUUCCUGCUGUAUGUUCCAGACUCACGCCACUCCCCCCUCCACAUCACAGACCAUCGCAGACACACCGUCCCAUCCAACGCCUUCAGCUCCCCUCGCUGGGGAGGAAUUAUGGUUUAUAAUGUGAACGCCAGUGGCACUGAGCUCCCUGUUGAUGUCCACAUAGACAUGAGAAGAGUGAUGGGAGUCUUCCUGCCUCAGCUACGGCUGAUGUUGGGUGUCCAGUCGGCAGCCCCUCCCCCUGGUUUCCUGAUUGGCCCGUGUGGCAAUGCGGGAUUGGCUGACUGGGAGUUGGACCGCCUGAUGUGGACUCGCAGUGUGGAAAACGUUGCUACAGCAACAACAACCAUCACAUCAUUGGCCCAGUUGCUGGACCAGAUCGGAAACAUCGUCAUCAACGACAACAUCGCCGAACAGGUGUCGUCUGCAGUAGCCUCUCUCCAGUUGGCCGUGGGUCAGUUGGAGGUGGGGAACCUAGGUCUGGCCAUGCAGUACAGUAAGGAGGCCAUCCUCCAAUCAGAGCGGGCCUUCUUUGACCCCUCUCUGCUCCACCUUCUCUACUUCCCUGAUGACCAGAAGUUUGCCAUCUACAUCCCUCUGUUCCUACCCAUGUGUGUCCCUAUCCUGCUGUCACUGCUGAAGAUGGCUUCCGAGGUCCGCCAGAGACCAGGCCAAGGACAGGCCAAGAAGGACUGACACACACACAGACAGACAGACUGAACUGGGCCAAGAAGGACUGACACACACACACACUCACACUGAACUGGGCCAAGAAGGAUUGACACACACAACACACACACACACACACACACUGAACUAGGCCAAGAAGGACUAAGGGAGGGACGAUAAAACUUCUCACACACACACACUGAACUGGACCAAGAAGGACUGAGGGAGGGACGAUAAAACUUCUCACACACAUACUGAACAUGGCCAAGAAGGACUGAGGGAGGGAUUAUAAAAACACACACAUGUUCACAAUCACACACACUCUGAACUGGGUCAAGAAGGAUGGACUUAACGACUGAUCUGAUUAUGAAUAUGAACAAUUUCUGUUGAACCUUGUGUUCAAUUGUGGGCUAAUUUAAGUUACAAGUGGCCUUGAUCCUGUUAACUACUGGACUACUGAUACUGACCUACCACGUCAACAGUGACAGUGACCUCAGGCCAGGCUUUACAGCAAACACCUGAAUCCAGGGGUGGAGGCCAGGCUUUACAGCAGUCUGAAACACCUGAAGGCAGGGGUGGAGGCCAGGCUUUACAGCAGUCUGAAACACCUGAAGGCAGGGGUGGAGGCCAGGCUUCACAGCAAACACCUGAAUGCAGGGGUGGAGGCCAGGCUUUACAGCAGUCUGAAACACCUGAAGGCAGGGGUGGAGGCCAGGCUUUACAGCAGUCUGAAACACCUAAAGGCAGGUGUGGAGACCAGCAUCAUUAGGAUUUUGUACAUGGAUAUGUUGCUACGUUUAUUUGCCUGAUGUGUCAUUUGGGAGGAACGUGUCUUUCAUAUUGCAAUAUCAGGGUUUAGUCUGGGGUUUAUAUGAUUUAGUUUAUAAUGUUUAUGUUGAAAGAAAUGUAUGUUCUGCAUUAAAGAUAGACUGUUAGGGGUUGCUUAAUACUGGGAUACUUAGUUUCUACUGUCGUACCCCAUCUGAGCCCAACAUAUGAGGUUGUUUUGCUCCUUUGCUUUUAAACAAUGUAGAAUGUACACUGUAUAGACUCAACAUAGUUAAAACAAUACUGUUGAUAUUUUGAAUGAUCAAGCUUUUAAGCGCUCUGUUUUAUGAAUUAUAGAGUAGUUACAUUUCUCCAGGUCCAUCACUAAGCUUUUUACCAAAACAUAAGUGUGGUGAUUGUUUCUUAUUGUUCAAAUUAAGGAUCCCAGCUUUAAGUAAAUUAACGGAAUUUAUAUGUAUUUAUUGAAGUCUGGUGUACAUAAACCCAGAUGGGAAACUUUCUGUCUCUCUCUGUCUGACUGCUGAUAUGUUUGUAUGGUUUUGUUUAAUCUUUGUUUAUAUGAGAUGACAAUGAACAUAAAUUGUAUUUUGUUAUCGUGUUCAAAUCUUGAAGUUGGUUUAGUAACAUUAAAUAACUUAUUGUGGGAACUAU